Molecule: messenger RNA, 955 nt
Organism: Cuscuta europaea
Lineage: Eukaryota; Viridiplantae; Streptophyta; Magnoliopsida; Solanales; Convolvulaceae
Source: the annotation of a GenBank genome assembly
AGAGGAACGAAAAACUUAUUUAAAGCAUAUAAAUUGCCGGUCAAGAGUCAAAAUCUCGGAGACUAGCAAAUCUUUAAGAUUGCCAUGGCUUCCGUCACUCUACUCCGCCUAUGUAUUCCGCCGUUCACCACCAAAACCUCCUCCCCCAAUCUUCCCUCCCAUCAAACCCGCCGCCCCUUACCCCAUCCUCUCAAACCCAUAAUACCACAGCUAUACCAAAUCGGAUCCCAACUUAAGCCUCACAGCAGCAGAGCCCCCAUCUCCGCCUCCUACGGCCCGACGCCUGUCACAGACCGCCUGAUCUCUACGGUAGCGUACUUCCUUCCCUUCUUCAACGGCCUUCAGUAUGGGCGCUACCUCUUGGCCCAAUACCCAGCCCUAGCCAUCCCGCUCGAUCCAUUUAUCCCGCUCCUAUCCCUCUACCGCUCCAUCCCUCUCGCGAGCUUUGUCUCCUUCUUCGCCAUCUACUUGGGCAUCGUCCGGAACCAGAGGUUCAGCCAUUACGCCCGAUUCAACGCACUGCAGGCUUUAGUUCUCGAUAUCCUCCUGGUGCUGCCGCUCAUGGUUCAGCGGAUCUUCACUCCGGGUCGGGCCGGUCUGGGGCUCAAGGUUACGAUCUGGAUUCAUAAUGGGCUUUUUGUGUUUGUAGUGGGCUGUUUUCUCUAUGGGCUUUUGUCCAGUGUUUUGGGCAAAACUCCUUACUUCCCCAUUGUGACUGAAGCUGCCAAGCAGCAAAUGUAGCAGUUUGUUUCCUUUAGUUAAGUAAUGUAGUUCAAGUUUUUAUUCAGUUAAGUUUUUAUCUUGUUUUGCUGUGUCAAUUGUAUAUCCUCUAAUUAAUUAUGAGGCUUUUCUUUUGAAAUUACUAAGAGCCCUUUGGUAAUCAUGUAUUUCAGUUUAUUAGGCUUAUCAACUAACUUUUUCACUUUUUCAUCAAAUACGUAAUUUUUAAUUUCAC